CGGGCCGGGCCGGCGGCCGGCCGGUGUUUGUGUCGCUGUCCGGGCGGGCGGGUCCCUAGCCAGGCGUCCGGGGCUUCUUCCAGGUGCCCCCCUCGCGCGCUGCGCCCCGUGCGCUCUCCCCGGCCGCGCCGCCGCGUUCCGUGAGCCCAUGGCCGGCCCCGCGCUCCUGCGGCCCGGGCCGCCGCCGCCGCCGCCGCUGCUGCUGCUGGCCGCGCUGCUGCCCCUGGGCCUGGGCCUGGGCCUGGGCAGCCCCGGGUGCGGGGCGCGGGUGGACGUGCGGCUGCGGCGGCCGCAGGCCAGCUACACCCUGCAGGGUGCCCUGCUGGGCGGGCCCCCGCGGAUCGCGCCGCCGGGAGCCGGAGCCGGAGCCGGAGCCGGACUGCAGGGCCGCCUGGUGCUGGUGGGGGAUGGGGAGCUCCAGCUCCAGGCUGGAGAUGACUGGAUUGGAGUGGUCCCUGUGGGUGAGGAGCAGGCGGAGGCCCAGGGAGCCAGCCCUGAGGAGUCCUUCACCUCCGCUGUGGUCAACAAGAUGAAGCGCGCUCUGGUCCUGGGUGCCUCUGCCUUGCUCAUCCUGGCCCUGAACCAGAAUGCUGUCCGAGAGCUGGAUGUGUCCCAAGUCCUUUCCAAGCCGGUCAUUGUGGUCCAGAUGUCCGACAAUGUCACUAAACUCCUGAGCGCUUUGCUGGGGGGCCUGCAGGCCACGGCCAAGAUCACCUCUCAGGCCAUGCUGCUGGAGAACGUGGGCCUGACACUGACCCUCUGGUCCACCUGUGGCCUGUCUCGGGGUGGCCUCUACGGGGAGUGGCAAGGAGUGAUCUGCCCCGGAGAAAGUGGCUCCAGGGUCCAGAAGUACCUGCAGAAGCUGUGGAAUACCAUCCUGCUGGUGGCCUUGCUCCUGUGCAUGGGGCUCAUCAUUCAAGCCCGGAGGCAGGCCCAGCAGGGCCCACCUGAGCCUGACCCCCAGCUGGACCUCAAGCACAUCCUGCAGGCACUAUCAGCCCUAAAAACCCGGCGCUACCACCCGGGCCGCCAGCACCGGGCCAAUGUGCCCGACAUCCAGACCUGCGCCAUCUGCCUGGACCAGUUCCACAGAAACCAGUGCCUGAGGGUCCUGCCCUGUCUCCAUGAAUUCCACCGGGAGUGCAUAGACCCCUGGCUUCUCCUUCAACAGACCUGCCCCCUCUGCAAACACAACAUCUUGGGGAGCUCUUGGGCAGAGAGCUAGCUCCAGUCUGGCCCUGGGGGCCUGAGGGGGCUGAGAACUCCAUCUUAGAAGCACCCUGGCUCCCCGGGCCCCUGUGGUGGUCUCAAGGAACACCGUGCCUUGUGCCUUGCCUCCCGCCUCCCUCCAGGAGCAGAAUGCCUGUCCUGCCUCUCCCCUCUCCAUGGAAGGGAGGCCUCUGGGCUGAGCCCAAGGUGCAGCAGGUGGCUGUGUGGGGGCACCCUGGGCCUCGCUCCCAGCCUCUGCAGGAGCCUGAGCUCACGUGAGGGGGUCAGGUCCCACCUAGGGGGGCCAGGCCCUCCAUCAAGGCUAGGCCAGCCUGAUGUGGGAUGCCACCCAGGCAGAGACUAGACCAUCAGUGACUGUGACCGCCAGGGAGCCGUGUCUGCGCUCCUCCUUGGGGCUUAAUUUCAUACUAAUUUAUUAGGCUUAAUAAUGCCUGGAAGGGGUUGAGGGGAGGGCCCAGCCUGCUGGGCACAUCUGUGUACAGUGUGUGACAUUAAAUCAGAGACACUUGCA
Molecule: messenger RNA, 1741 nt
Organism: Dromiciops gliroides (monito del monte)
Lineage: Eukaryota; Metazoa; Chordata; Mammalia; Microbiotheria; Microbiotheriidae
Gene: RNF215
Product: ring finger protein 215
Exons: 9
Coding region: 149-1225 (358 amino acids)
Biological process (GO): negative regulation of canonical Wnt signaling pathway; Wnt receptor catabolic process; ubiquitin-dependent protein catabolic process
Molecular function (GO): frizzled binding; ubiquitin protein ligase activity
Source: RefSeq, a predicted model, not a curated record